AUGGUUCUUAAUGGAGAACAUGUAAUGCCUAUGACAACUUAUGUUUUGAUGCAAUUUUACGUGUCAGUUCAAGAAAUUGUUCAGCCGCAAGAAUGUGGGCGACGUUGGAAAAGCAACACGGUGCCGGAACGCUACCAAAACAGUAAGAAGGAAGCCCAACCAAACAGCUGGCCCUGGCAUGUUGGAGUCUAUAGCUCAGCCCUGGGUCCGUUUCCGUAUUGCGGAGGCACGCUGAUUGCCUCCACAUGGGUGCUAACGGCCGCUCACUGCAUUGUGAUUGCCCUUCAAUGCAGCAAUGCUCCAUAUGGUCAGCUGUUCUCCAUUCAUGAUCUCACCGGAGAACAUUUGGCGGUUACAGUCGCAGACCAUAAGCACACGACGCGCCAGCGUCCAGCCUACAACGUGCGAGUAAAAGGUGUAAUUAUACAUCCAUCAUACCCAAAACACGCUUCAAUCGCCGGCUUUGACAUCGCACUCCUGCAACUGAACCGCAGGGUCAAACGAUCAUCGGUGACAGAAUAUGCCUGUCUUCCAGCGCGCGGGUUGAAUCUUACUGCUGGACAUAUUUGUAAAUCUGCUGGCUGGGGACUAAUUCCUAAUCCACCUAAUGAGCCCCACCCAGAUUAUCCGGAGACACUGAUGGAGGUAGGAAUACAAAUCGCGUCAACGCCUCGGUGCAAAAGCAACAUUCGUGGCUUCAACGAACACGAGACAUUGUGUACAGACGAAGCGCAGGGGGCCCUUUGUGAUGGUGACAGCGGAGGAGGUCUGCACUGUUUACCUCCAAAUGAAUCUAAAUGGGUUGUCUACGGCGUAUAUUCUACCGGCACUGACAAAUGCACGGGGGGAUUCGACGAAUAUUCAUUGACAGCGACGAAAGUCAACUGGAUUAACGCGGUAAUGACUGCAAAUCCCUAA
Molecule: messenger RNA, 918 nt
Organism: Dibothriocephalus latus
Lineage: Eukaryota; Metazoa; Platyhelminthes; Cestoda; Diphyllobothriidea; Diphyllobothriidae
Source: the annotation of a GenBank genome assembly